UUGAUUGGUUAAAUCGUUUUACAAGCAUAAUUUUCAAACUUGUCCAGGCAGAGUGUGAUUGUAGUCUUAAAAGUUAAACAUUCUUUUUCAUCACAAAUUAUUGAUUGAUCUCAUCAGUUACAAAAUACAUUCAAAGUAUUUGACCGUUCUAGUCUUCCCUAACUUAAUUCCUUUUCUGUUUUUAUCAAAUUUCGCGCUCGAUGGCCUCCCAGAAUAGAGAUCCUGCUGCUAGUACCACAAGGAAAGAACCUAACAGCACAACUGCCAAAGACAACCAUUCUGUUACCAAAAGACUACAGCAAGAACUGAUGGUACUUCUGUCUUCUGGUGAUAAUCGAGUAUCGGCAUUUCCUGAUGGAGAUAACGUCUUCAAAUGGAUUGGAACAAUAGAAGGUGCUCCUGGAACGGUCUAUGAUGGAUUACGGUUUAAAUUAGUGUUGCAAUUUCCAAGCGGUUACCCAUAUCAGGCACCAUCAGUUAAGUUUGAUACCGGGUGUUUCCAUCCAAAUGUUGAUGAACGUGGUAAUAUCUGUUUGGAUAUACUGAAGGAGAAAUGGUCAGCGUUAUAUGAUGUGCGAACUAUUCUUCUGUCAAUUCAAAGCUUACUUGGAGAACCUAAUAACGACAGUCCUUUGAAUUCUUACGCUGCUGAACUUUGGUCAGACCAAGAAGCAUACAAGAAACAUCUACUUGAACAUUAUGCAAAAAAUAAUAAAAAGAAAUUAUAAAAACAAAAUAGCAUAUUUAAAAAAAAGUAUAUUACCAGAAUUGUAAGGUUGAGAUUGAAACUGAAUAAUGUUUAAUUGUUGGCUGUCAAGCUAUUCCAAAAUUGCUGCUUAUGGAUUGUUCCAUGGAAUUAUCCCUCUUUCAUUCAACAUACAUUUCUCUUGAAUUCUUUCAUAUUGUUUCUGACUGACCAUGUAUCAAUGUGUAUUCUUUGUUUGUGUAAGUUCUUCCUAUACCUUUCUUUCUGUCUGUCUCUCUUACCUGUCUCUCUAUCUGUCUCUCUUGUCUGUCUCUCUAUCUCUCUCUCCCUCUCUCUCAACCACAUACACCAAAAUUUCAAUGAAUUACUGAUUUAGAAAAAAAAAAACCUCAAAAAUAAACAGUGUUCUGUUCACUUUCUUCAUGAGGUGUGACUGAU
Molecule: messenger RNA, 1144 nt
Organism: Octopus sinensis (East Asian common octopus)
Lineage: Eukaryota; Metazoa; Mollusca; Cephalopoda; Octopoda; Octopodidae
Product: ubiquitin-conjugating enzyme E2 C
Exons: 5
Coding region: 201-728 (175 amino acids)
Source: RefSeq, a predicted model, not a curated record